AUGAGUGUUCUCCGGAGGGAAUUAGGUACCUUUUCAAAGAGAUUGCCACCGAAUGCUAUUAAAAGUGACACUGCACAUGACUUGCUGCAGGGAUUAGGUUACAUAAGUCAAACUCAGUCAGGUUUGAUGCAUUGGUUGCCAAUGGGCGUCCGUGUAAUGCGAAAUGUUCAGGAUAUAAUCAGAAAGAGGAUGGUAGAGAGUGGAGCAUUUGAGAUGGAAUUGAGCGCUUUAUCUGAGAAGAGCGUAUGGUUGCAAACCAACCGAUGGGGUAAUAAGGAACUUUUCAAGCUAGAGGAUAGAAAAGGUAAGCAAUACUGUCUUACACCUACCUGUGAGGAGGAUUUCACGACAUUAAUAAAACAGUAUGUCAGUUCAUAUAAGGAUUUUCCACUUACUGUUUUUCAAAUGACAAGGAAAUACCGUGAUGAACUACGGCCGCGGGGAGGGCUUCUCAGAGCGCGGGAAUUUGUAAUGAAAGAUGCUUAUUCUUUUCAUGUGAGUGAGGAAGAUGCGAUUGCUUCUUUUCAUAAGAUGAAUGGUGUUUAUGAAUUAAUUUUUAAAGAUUUGCGUUUGCCUUUUGUAAGUGCGGAUGCUGAUUCUGGUGACAUUGGCGGCGACCUGUCUAAAGAGUUCCACUAUAUUCAUAGGAGUGGAGAGGAUGUUCUAUACUCGUGCACCAAUUGUGAGCAGGUUUCAAACGUCGAGAAAUGUAGCAGCAUGCCCUUGAACAACGGACAAGCUACUGGGGAAGUAAGUGUCACAUAUGCACUAAAUCAGGAUCACGAUACGCUGCUGUGCUUUUAUUAUCCAGCAGAUAGAGCAUUUAACUGGAGAAUAGCCUCCGAAGUUAUGGACAAUGAUAUUGAUAUGAGCUUAAAAAACGCAGGAAACGAAAAGGUUUUGGAGGCAUUUUCGUCUCACAAUGAAGACCCUAUGUUUUCUCGUGUGGUCCGAGUGAUGGACGUCAGAUUGAAUUCUAGAUCGAAUUUCCCAGACUUCCCGCUAAAUCAAUACUUGAAGAACAAUUUCUCUCAACUCAAUGGCCAUAGCAUUGUAGAUGCUGAGCAGGGAGAACUCUGUGAAAACUGUGGGAAGGGAACCCUGAAGGCCGCAAAUAGUAUUGAGGUUGGUCACACGUUCUACUUAGGUAAAAAGUAUAGCGAACCGCUUUCAGCAACCGCUAUCCUUCCAAGCAACGAAGCAAAACCUUUGGAAAUGGGUUGCUACGGUAUUGGCGUGACUAGGCUCGUAGCGGCAAUUGCAGAGAUCUCCAGAGAUGAGAAAGGUCUUUGUUGGCCAAGUUGUAUCGCGCCUUAUAAGGUCUCUCUUAAUUAUGUCGAAGACAGUGCUGAAGUCCAAGCUGUUAAGAACCUCUUAAAAUACGAAGCAUUUAUCGACAAUUCGCCCUCUGCAAAUCUUGGACAUCGUCUAACUCUCUCGCAACAGCUGGGAAUACCCCUAAGUCUCAUAAUAGGCAAGAAACACUGGCCGCUCGUGGAAAUUGAGGUCCGAGGCAAACGCUUCAGUGACACAUGGCUCGAGAAACACACAAAAUACAGUUCAGCAUAUAAUUGGCAGUACGAAAUUGUACAAACCAAAAAAGGACCUCUUGAAAAGCACUUAUGCUUCCAAGAGCACCUCAACGAAGUUAUAGACAUUCUCUUAAGCGACAUGUAG
This is a messenger RNA of Eremothecium sinecaudum, 1677 nucleotides long. RefSeq names its product putative proline--tRNA ligase AIM10 (gene AIM10). Bases 1 to 1677 code for a protein of 558 amino acids. The record is from RefSeq and is a predicted model, not a curated record. Gene Ontology annotation, molecular function: proline-tRNA ligase activity; ATP binding. Gene Ontology annotation, cellular component: mitochondrion; cytoplasm. NCBI's taxonomy places the organism in Eukaryota, Fungi, Ascomycota, Saccharomycetes, Saccharomycetales, Saccharomycetaceae. Gene Ontology annotation, biological process: prolyl-tRNA aminoacylation. The transcript has a single exon.